Penicillium antarcticum is the source of this 1428-nucleotide messenger RNA. RefSeq lists its product as uncharacterized. The record is from RefSeq and is a predicted model, not a curated record. NCBI's taxonomy places the organism in Eukaryota, Fungi, Ascomycota, Eurotiomycetes, Eurotiales, Aspergillaceae. The coding region runs from base 1 to 1428 and encodes 475 amino acids. The transcript has 2 exons.
AUGCUGCGAGUAUGGAAGAGGCAAAGGCACAUGACGUCUACGGAUAAACAGUCCUCCCGCCUCCACCUGCCUCGGCGUCCAAUCCUCUCCCUGAUCCCUUGUCUGCCCACAAGGGUUCUGAAGCCUGUACAGCCCAUCAUGGCUACUGCUGAAGUUCCUGCAAGGGUGCAUGACCGAAAUGCACGUCGUCGCCCAUUCUCCAGCUGGAUGAAGCGCCUGGCGAAUCUCAAAAGUUCCUCCGAUUCGACAUCAAACCGCUGGUCUAACAAGCGUCACUUGAACAAUAAAGGCAAGAAGAGCGACCAAGCCAACAAUCCAUACCCUCUCUCCGGAACGAUCAAUCGUCACACAGGCAACCAAACACCUACCGACUCGUACACGGAUCAGAAUUAUGGCUCGGAAUGUCGCUCACAGAGCGGAUCUUCUAUGGUCCUAUCAAACUAUGAUAACCCGGCUCCUAUUACCAGUGCGAAAUCGAAUGCGCCAACUAUUUCGACCAACGGUGACACCACUUUCUCCGAAGCCGCCUAUUCUAAGGCGGGCACCUUGGCAACUGGCACUGAAGGCCAGGGAGGGGGAGAAGGCAGCACCUUUUCAUCGCCGGCGCCGUCAGUUCGAUCGUUGACAACUACAUUAACCACUGUGCAUUCGGCGGCACCCUCGACUCAGUUGUACCACACUCACAACAGUCACCAUGGACACCACAAUGGCAGCUCGACGAAUGGGUCUACGAACCAGCAAAUUCAAUUCUCCCACCAGUUCCCCUCGACUUCAUCGCCCGCUACUGCAGUACCUUCGCACCUGGUACCCCACCAUUCAAUGACUUACAGCACCGCAACCGCAAACAAUGUCUUGACUGAUAAUGCUUCUCUCCUCACACUCGCAAGUUCCUCCAAGAGACGCCGCCGCAACUCUCUCGAUACCAAUGCGUCUGUUCGUGGUUUGGCUCCAUCCUCAGUAUUUGGUGGUAGUCGCGAAAGCCUUCCACUGAGUGUUUUGAGCGCAAACACAAAUGAAGCAUCCAACACAUCUGUCUUCAAUGCUUCCGGUGUUCUGAGUCGACCAAGCAUCGUGGGGCUUGCUAGCGCAGAGCGCAUUAGUGUUUAUUCGGCCUCUGGCGCUACCCCACUUGCCACCAGCGCUGAGCGCACUGGCUUCUACACUGCCAAGCAGCCAGCCAGCGGUGAUGGAGCCAGUAUUCGCAGCGGUGUACAAUCGCACAGUCGAAAUGACAGUACUGCUGCCAGCAUAAUGGGUGGCGUUAGCUCCCCACUGGCUCUCACUGGUCGCAUGAGCCGCAGAAGCUCCGGCUGGGGAGAAAUCACCGGUGAAGAGGACAACAACGAGGAUAAGCCGGCCGAGAUGAAGGAGGAAGAUGAGCCAUCGACCGAAGACGAAAAUGGCCUCAAUGAAACCCGGAAUAAAUGA